UUCGCUUGCGUCUCAUCUAUGACUGUAAAUCUCUCUGGUUUCUCUCCACAGCUUGUACUUCAGUGACGUCAAAUCAUAGCACUGAGUGUGAGUAUAGAGGAAACUCAGAUCUCGGAUCUAUUCAACAACAUUCAUAGCUGAGCUGCAUCCGUCCAGCAUUGUGCGGCGAAUUUCAAAUUUGGUCACAACCAAGAGAUCCAAAGCCUACAAUGGCGAACACUGUCCAGGGAGAAUCUUCCUCAACCCCUGGUGCUUCUAGCUCAACUCCGAAUUGGAAAUAUGAUGUUUUUCUGAGUUUUAGAGGAGAAGAGAAGUUUACAGAUCACUUGUAUCAUGCUCUUACUAGAAGUGGGAUGAGAACUUUUAGAGAUAAUGAAGGACUUGGGAGAGGAGAAGUUAUAUCACCACAGCUCAUUCAAGCAAUUAAGGUUUCUCGCUGCGCAGUUGUGGUUCUCUCUCAAAAUUAUGCAGAUUCCAAAUGGUGUUUGGAUGAACUACAACAAAUUCUUGAAAGCAUGAACGAAAUGGGUCAACGAGUUUUUCCAAUCUUCUAUGAUGUAGAUCCAUCUGAUGUAAGAAAUCAAAGAAAAAGCUUCAGAGAAGCUCUAGCCAAUCAUGAAAAGAGACUUAGAGGAAACAUGGACAUAGUGCAGGAUUGGAAAAAAGCUUUAUCUGAAAUUGGCACCAUAUCUGGUUGGGACACCAGAAGUCGGCCUGAAGCACAACUUAUCAAAGAAGUAGUUGGAGUAGUAUGAACAUAUUUAUGUUCCAAGUUACCAUCUUAUGAUGAUAAUCUGGUUGGAACAGAGCGAAGAAUGGUCAAUCUAAUGUCACAGUUAGAGAUUUGCGUGGAUGACAUUCGCUUUUUAGGGAUAUGGGGUAUGGGCGGUGUUGGCAAAACAACUCUUGCUAGAGUUGUUUAUGAAAACAUCUUUGAAAGAUUUGAAAUGCAUUGUUUUCUUGCCAAUGUUAGAGAAACUUUGCAAACAAACGGCCUAGUCUCUUUGCAGCAAAGGCUUCUUUCUCAUCUUGGAAUAAACAAUAAAAUUCAUGAUGAUUAUGAAGGAAUGAAGAUGAUAAGAAAGCUUUUCUACUGUAAAAAGGUUCUUCUUGUCCUUGACGAUUUAGAUGCUACGAGUCAAUUAGAGAAGUUGGCUGAAAGUCCACAUUGGUUUGGUAAAGGUAGUAGAAUAAUUAUCACAACAAGAAAGAGUCACGUCCUUACCUCAAUUGGAGGGAAACUAUAUGAGAUGAAAGCCAUGGACAAAGAUGAAUCUCUUCAACUCUUUUCUAAGAAAGCAUUCAAGAAAGAUCAUGCUGAAAAAGAUUAUUUAGAGUUGUCUGAAUCUGUGGUUGCAUAUGCAAGAGGUCUUCCUUUGGCACUUAAAGUUUUGGGUUCUUUUCUUUGCAAAAGAAUUAAAGAUGAGUGGACCGAUACUUUAGAUAAACUAAAGAAAAAUCCAAAUAAAGAUAUUCUACAAAUACUUAAAAUAAGUUAUGAUGGAUUAGAUGAGAAUGAAAAGACAAUAUUUUUGGAUAUUGCUUGCUUUUUCAGGGGAUGGAGAAAAGAUAAAGUGACCCAAGUUUUGGAAGAUUGUGAUCUAAACCCAACAAUUGGAAUAAAGGUCUUGAUUGAAAAAGCUUUAGUUGAAACGAAAGAUCCUUUUUGUGAAAAAUAUCCCACUUUAGAAAUGCAUGAUUUGCUUGAAGAUUUGGGUAGGGAUAUUAUUAUUCGAGAAUCUCCCAAUCCUGGCAACCGUAGCAGGUUGUGGGAGUUUGAGGACAUUAAGGAAGUGUUGGAAAAUAAUAAGGCAUCUGAAGCAAUACAAGCUAUUGUUAUGCGAGGGCAUUAUUCUUGGAACUCAAAAAAAAUAAAAGUGCACCCCAAUGCCUUUUUAAAGAUGAGUUAUAUUAGAUUACUCAUAAUACAGAACUAUGAUGAUCAACUCAUCUUACCAAAGAGAUUGGAACUUUCGAGCGCAUUGAAAGUUGUUUGCUGGCAACAAUUCUCUCUUGAAACUCUCCCACUUUCCUUGGAUAAAAUUGUAGAUAUUGAAAUGCAAUAUAGCAAAGUAAAGCAAUUUUGGAAUGCUACACAGUCAAUGGAAAAGUUGAAACAUAUUGAUCUAAGAUAUUCUCUCAAUUUGAUCGAAACUCCGGACUUCUUAAGUGUUCCAAAUCUAGAACAUUUAUGUCUUAUUGGCUGCAAAUCCCUUGUCAAGGUUCAUACCUCACUUGGAAAGUUGAAAAGACUUGUCAAGGUUGACUUCAGUGAAUGUAUCAUUCUUGAAAUCCUACCAAGAAAAUUAGAAACGAAUUCUUUGGAAAGUUUAGUUCUACGUGGGUGUGGAAAUAUUGUGGUGCUUCCAAAGUUUGGGGAAGACAUGAAGAAACUAUCAUAUCUUGAUGUGAGUGGCACUGCUAUAAUUACAUUUCCGGAAUCACUUGGUUCCUUGACUGGUCUUGAAUAUUUGAAUUUGAGUGGCUACAAGUUGUUGAAGACUCCCAUGAAUUGCCAAAUUUUUGGCUUGAAUCUUAGGUUGUUAAUAGAGUUAUAUUUACACAGUUGUGGCUUAAAUGAUGGAUCAAUUCCUAAUAAUAUUAGUGGUUUAUCAUCACUCAUUGUAUUGGAUCUUAGAGCAAAUGAUUUUGUUAAUCUGCCCACGGGUUGCUUCUCUAGUCUAUUUCGACUUCUCUAUCUUUUUUUGGAUUAUUGUGUAAGACUCAAGUCAUUGCCAAGGCUUCCAGCACAGUUGAUUUGGUUAAGUGCAGUCGAUUGUGAUUCAAUGGAACCUUUAUCAGAUAGACAAUUAUGGUAUUUGGUUACUUCACAUGACCAUGAGGGACAUGCUCCCAUUAAGGGUAUAAUCAAUGUGAAUAACAGUUUAGUAUUGGUGCAGCCGGAAUGUUUGCCCCAAAGAGAUUUUGUUGCAAUUAUGCCAGCUAGAUGCCAAAUACCAUCGUGGUGUACAAAUAAAGAAUAUUAUCCUUUUGCCAAGAAAAGAAAGGAAUGUGAGAUAAUAGUGGACAUACCUCAACAUUUCUAUGAAAGAAAGUGGAUUGGAAUUGUUGUAUGCCUCCAGCAGCAUCAUCAACAUGAGAAUAAUAUUGGGAUGUGGGUGGAGAGUGAUAUGCAAGGAAGAGAUGCAAGAGUGUUGCCAUCUCAAUCAUUUCACCCAACUACCACUGCUUGCUCCUCUUCAUCAGCUCAUGCUUUCACGUACUCUCCUUGA
This is a messenger RNA of Prosopis cineraria, 3233 nucleotides long. RefSeq names its product disease resistance protein Roq1-like. The coding region runs from base 816 to 3233 and encodes 805 amino acids. The transcript is spliced from 8 exons. Gene Ontology annotation, biological process: defense response. Gene Ontology annotation, molecular function: ADP binding. Lineage: Eukaryota; Viridiplantae; Streptophyta; Magnoliopsida; Fabales; Fabaceae. The record is from RefSeq and is a predicted model, not a curated record.